Messenger RNA from Zonotrichia leucophrys gambelii, 863 nucleotides. Its product is annotated as zinc finger protein 239-like. Gene Ontology annotation, biological process: regulation of transcription by RNA polymerase II. Gene Ontology annotation, molecular function: RNA polymerase II cis-regulatory region sequence-specific DNA binding; DNA-binding transcription factor activity, RNA polymerase II-specific. Lineage: Eukaryota; Metazoa; Chordata; Aves; Passeriformes; Passerellidae. The record is from RefSeq and is a predicted model, not a curated record. The annotation marks the transcript as partial. Gene Ontology annotation, cellular component: chromatin; PcG protein complex; transcription regulator complex. The transcript has a single exon.
GCACCAGAGGACCCAUCUUGGGGAGGGGCCCCUACGAGUGUGGGGAGUGUGGGAAGAGCUUCACCCCAGAGCUCCACCCUGAUGCAGCACCAGAGUUCCCACCUUCGGGAGAAGCGCCACGAGUGUGGGGAGUGUGGGCAGAGCUUCGAUGGAGGUCGCAGCUCAUCAGGCACCAGAGGACCCACAAUGGGGAACGGCCCUACGUGUGUGGGGAGUGUGGGACGAGCUUCAGCAGGAACUCCCAACUGAUCACGCACCAGAGGAUUCACACUGGGGAGAGGCCCUACGUGUGUGGGGAGUGUGGGAAGAGCUUCACAGAGAGCUCCAGCCUGAUCGUGCACCAGAGGAUCCACACUGGGGAAAAGCCUUUUGAGUGUUCCGUGUGUGGGAUGCGCUUCAGCCAGAGCUCCGCCCGGAACAAGCACCAGAGGAGCCACACUGGGGAGAGGCCCUUCGAGUGUGACAAAUGCAGGAAGAGGUUUCAGACCCGCGCCGAUCUCUUUUACCACUUUCAGACUCACACAGAGGAGAGGCCCUUCCAAUGCCCCGACUGUGGGAAGGCAUUCCGGAAGAACUCCACCCUCAUCGCCCACCAGCGUAUCCACACUGGGGAGAGGCCCUACGAGUGCGAUAAAUGCAGGAAGAGGUUUCGGACCAGCGGCCUUCUCCUCCAGCACUAUCGGAUUCACACAGAGGAGAGGCCUUUCCAAUGCCCUGAGUGUGGGAAGGGAUUUAAGCACAACUCCACCCUCGUCACCCACCGGCGCAUCCACACUGGGGAGAGGCCCUACGAGUGUCCCCAGUGUGGGAAGAGCUUCUCAGACAGCUCUAACUUGACCCGACACCAACGGAGCCACCACUAA